CUUUGUUUACGUGUCUUGCAUCUUAACUCGUUAGAGGAUCGCUAUUUUAGCAUUAUUUCAAAAAUUAAGUAAUAUUCCUCUAGUUGUGAGAUAAAUAUACGUUGUAGAUGACGGGUAAAAUGCAGCAUUUACGGUACCGGUUUAAACGAUAAUAUCUCUAUUGAAAGCCGUGGAUAUCGUUAAUAUUGGAAUGAAUAUUCGUCUCUUGUUUUAAAUCGAAUACGAAGAGUAAUAUUAUGGUCUUAACGUGAUCGUUUUCAAGGUAAAUAUUUACAUUCAAACGUUGACAUAUCUACAUACUCCAUAUAAUAUAUAUAUAAUUAAUAUUCUACUGAAACUUUAGGGGAAUAAAUCUUUUAUUGGCAAGCGCUUGUAAUUCGCCUUGUCCACUUGUCUAGAUCAUGCUAUAAAAUAAACUCAGACAUUUAGAUUUCUUUAUAAUCACUAUUCAAUCAUGGAAAUUAAGAAACUGCAAUUUUGUUCGGUAAUUUAGUAAGUUCAGUUACUGUGGUUCAGUGAACUCAUUGUAUUUGGCUACAUUUUGCGACUAAUCAUUAUCACUGACAUACUGUGCUUAUUUAAAAAAAUAUAAUAUUCUCAAUAAUUAUAUGCAAUACUCAAUGCAGGAAAUUCCAUUAACAAGUAAUCGAGUAUAUGAAUAGAUAUUUUAAAACAAUAUAUAGGAAGACAUUAUUAUUGAUAGAUUGACAAUUUUGCUCUCAAUAAUAGAUAUACAGUUUUUCCCUAUAGAACAUAAAAUGGUCAGAUUGCAAACGUUUAUAGACUACUUAUACAGAGAAAGUUAAAAUAAAAAGGUGGCUGCACAUUAAUGUAGGUUGUGUUCUACAUUAACUGUUUCGUAAUUGCCGGAAUUUGUAAAGAAAACUUGGACAUUAAUUUCGAGAAUAUAGCCAGUUCGAGCAUAUGAUAUAAACUACCAGUCACGCAAUAAUGGGAUCUCGAUGGGGGUCUUUGAAUUCGAGUCAUUUAAAAGUUGCUUGUCAGGAAAUCAAGCUGCACUGCUGCAGAGGCUUAUAUAAAAAUGUUGUUCUUUUCCAGUUCUUAUAGUUAGGUUUUUUCCCCUUAAUGCCCCCUCCCGAGUUUGUCGGUUAACCGAGUCAAAUCCGAGCCCGAGUCAAAUGUCCGAGUCACUGUAUAGCAGUCUUUGUAGUUCAAUGACUUAGUAUACCCUAACCCUAUACACCUAACCCUAUUCGAUUGUGAAUUUUAUUCAACUUCGUCCUUUUUUACGUGACUCGGAAAUUUGACUCGGACAUUUGACUCGGACAUUUGACUCGGACAUUUGACUUGGUAAAUGGAUUUACUCCCACUCUCCCCAUCGAUGAAUCCUUAAACGAGGACCUGCCGACCAUCGGUAAACAUAUACGUAAUAAUAACGUUCAUUGAAGUCCUUGAAAUUUAUAUUGUACAUAUAAUUAUUGUAAGAUCAUAAAUUUGUACAGAUCAUAAAUUUAUAAUAUAAAAAUAGGAUGCUAAGUGACGAGGAGAAUGAUGAGUACCAAAAUGAUCGAACCAAGCUACUUUCAGAAAACCCUGAUGAACCAACACGAAAACUUCACUGUGAAAUGGGCAAAUUUAUAUAUCCACACUCAGAUAGUGAAGUGAACCAUGCUGAUAUUGAACUGUGGUACGCAAUUUUUAUAUUGAUGAAAAUUAAUUUGAAAAAUAAAAAUAGUAAGCAAAUAAGUCAUCAUGUAAAGAAGAAAGAAUUAAGUGAAUGAAUGGAAAGAAUAUAAAGAAUGAAAAAUAAAGAAUGAAAAAAGAAACAGGAUUAUAGGUAACAAAGUAGGAUAGCUGAGAGAAGGAACGAAAAUGAGUAAGACAAUAGGGAGGAAAUAGAUAUUAAGACAGGAAAGUCAAAACAAAGAGUCAAAGUUAAAUUUGCAGAAGGAAUAAAAAAAGAAUAUAAAUAAGUUUAAAGGAAUGAAAUAAGAUAAGUAUAAGGUAUGAUAAAAAACUAAACACGUUCCAAAUGAUCACAAUUUGCGCCGUUCAAGGGUGUAGAAAUGAAACACAGAAAGUUGAGAACGAAAGUAAUAAGGAAUUAGGAAAGUAAAAAUUAGAAUUGAAAAGCUGCAAAAGAGGGCAAAAAGAUACAACUAAAGAAGGAAGCACGAAUGUUAAAAUAACUUCCGAUCUGCAUGUUCAUCAUUUAGCGAAAAAAGACAACCCCUUGAUGUGAAUAGCGAGAUAAACAAGAAUGGAUCACUCAGUGCUAAAGUAUCAAAACCUAGCUUAUUUGCAGCAAUCCCAAAACGUUUUAUAAUUUUGCUCCUCGUCACGUUGGCCAACUUUAACAUGUACUGCAUACGUAUGUGUGUUAACGUGACCAUUGUGGCAAUGACUCAUGGCGAAGGAAAGCAGAACAAUAACACUGGGACUCAUUCAUCUGAAGAAAUGGUGAGUUUUACUAUUGUUCCAAACCAUUUAUGAGAACAAUCCUCAGUAAAUUAAUAGUAAUAUAUAUUUGUAAAUAAUGUUUAUUUUCCAUGUUCCACCAGGAACCAGAAUUUCACUGGGAUAAACAAUUUCAAGGUUUGAUAUGUUGUCAUUUUAAUUUUUGAAUAUAUAACUAAAAACAACUGGCUAGCUUUCCUGGAAAUUUCAGUAUUUGACUUUUUGUUAACAGUGAAAUAUAUUUUCAUCGUCUCUAGGUACAAUAUUGGCGUCAUUAUACUGGAGUUACACUGCACUGCAAAUACCAGCUGGACUACUAUGCGUCAAAUACGGUGCAUCCUUUCUACUUGGUAUUGCAAUAUUUGGCUCAUCAGUUCUUACGCUAGUUACACCGUUCAUCGUUCGACAAAAUGUGUAUGCAUUUAUAAUCUUGCGUAUCAUGGAAGGAGGCUUUUUGGUUAGUUUUUUGGUUAGGCUUUUUGAUUUUUUCCCUGUGCAUGUCACGACAAGCAAUACAUUGUAUUACGCAUAGUUGCAAUCGACUGUCAACCUGGCUUAUAGAUGUAAAUGUUUGGCACCUAAUCCAGGUCAAAAAAUGAACACCUAAACCAGGUCAAUAUAGGUCCAUUAUCAGUAAUGUAAGAAUAAAUAUAUUUUAAAUUUACAAUAAUUGUGUGUUUUGUCAAGGGUUUGGUUGCUGCUUCCGGAGUAUCAUUAAUAAGCAAAUGGGCUCCGGUUUACGAGAGAAGUAUUUUUCUGAUGGUAGUAGUUUCAGGUAUACAUGGUUAAAUAUUAACUAAUUAAGCCAUACGUCGCAGUGAUCGAUGUUUCCGUUUAUUUAGUACCUUUAGACCUCGUUUUACUUUACCUGCACUGAACACUAUCAUCCAUUUCUUCCGUUUCUUACCAGGCCUUCUAUGGGGAACGGUAUUUGCCAAUUCACUGAGCGGUGUUCUGGCUGGCAGUUCGUGGGGAUGGCCGUCUGUUUUUUAUUUCUUUGGUAUGUUUUUCAAACGUCCUUGUUGUGUCCUGAAAAAUACGAGAAAAUUUAAAAUGCUGAUGCAGCGAAAUUUCACAACACUCUUCUUUACUUCUUUGUAAUGGUCAAUGCAAUCAUCAAAAUGACAAGUCUCUCUGUGUCGUCCGACUAUAUUUGCGUAUAUAGGAUUACACACGGUGGGUCGCAUAAUCUCGACUUCAUUCAUUCGCAAACGUUUAACAUAACGAAAGACUGAAUAAAAUCCAAAAGAAACCAAUGAUUUUUUUUCGAUUACUAGCCAUUUAUUGCUUACGUGUAUAUAUCUGUUUAUUUCAUUCAGGUGUUCAGGGAAUCCUGUGGUAUUUAUGUUGGUUAUAUUUUGCUUAUGAAGAGCCAAGUGACCAUCCUAAUAUCAGUAAAGCUGAGCUAGACCUUAUAGGAAAACACUGGAAUACAAAAGUAUGUACUGUAUGUGUAAUUUUGUGUAUCAGGCAAACACUAAACACGAUUUAGAGUUUGUGAGUCCACUGAGACUGAGACUGAUUGAGAUAUAACUACCUGAAAAAUACAAGCUUAGACUAACACAGUUUAUAGAACUUCCAUAGUAGCGAACUGUGUUUCGAGAGAAGGUCUAUAUAAUAGUUUUGUUUGUGGAAACACCACGUAAAUUUAUUACUGCAAAGCUUUCUAUCCGUAAGCCCGGAUCUUCAUCAGUGCUAGUAAUACUAUGUGACUUGUUUAAUUCACACGCUCUUUUUAUAUCUUGAACGUUGACUGGUAAGCCGAUCAAGUCUCAUUAAUCGCUGAAUGUAUACACUUUAGCUCCAUGGAGGUCUGUAUAAAGAGGUGUAUAUUAAGACCUAUUCUUCCUUAUUUAUUCUUCCCUAUUAUAUAGAGGUCUAUAUAAUAGGGAAGUUAGUGACUUAAGCCCAGAGUAUAUAGCCAGCGAAAUUCAGUGAAUUAUAAUACAACUUUAUACCGUAUACUCUUCACUUCUAGCUAACGCUUCGUGAUAUUCCAUGGAGAUACAUUUUAACCUCGAUACGAGUCUGGGCGAUCAUUAUACCUAACUUUACAGACUGCUGGGGUUUCUAUACAUUUAUGUUGUCGUUCCCUACCUAUUUGAAAGACGUUCAGAACUUGCACAUUACUACAGUAAGUAUACCAAGUACAAAUUAUUGAAAAUGUCUUGGAUUUGGUUGUAAGUACCGGAAAUAUAUUAUGAAGAAAAGAAAACAUUGAGAUAAAAUUUCAUAUAAGUUUUGUGUUUUUAGAUUGGUUUUGCUAGCUCACUACCUUAUGUCGUGGCUGGUAUUAUGUGUCCUGCCUGGGGAUAUUUUAUAGAUGUUUUACGAAGCAAAAGAUAUAUUAGUACAACCAAUGCAAGAAAACUUUCGAGUUUUAUAGGUAAGUUUAUCGUGUUUUAGUAACAGUUAAGGUUUGAAGGUUUUGAAUUCCCACAAUAAAUUAUUAUGUUGGCGUUCUUGGCAUAGUGUGUAAUGUGUCAGUCUUUUUCUCUGCGAACGGGGUUUGAUUGCUAGUGCAAUAUUUGCAUAUAUGCAGGAAAUUUUAGAAUUGAUAGAGUUAUCUAGUGUAGAUAAAUGUUAGUUUGGCUUAGUUUAGUUCACUUAUUAUUUGUAUUUACUCUAAUUUCACGUUUACCCAGGUGCUGGAAUUGGUGCCAUUUUUGUAGUCGCAAUGGUGUACGCGUCAACAGCCACCUCCGCCAUCGUCAUUGUCACCAUAGCAAUAACCUUGUCGAAUUUAACAGCAUCUGGGCCGUCGACAAAUCUAAUUGAAUUGGCGCCAAAAUAUUCUGGUAUUUUAAUGGGUGUCGGAAACUUUGUUUGCAAUAUUACCGGAUUUAUUUCGCCCGAGGUUGUCGGAGCGAUUACUAUUCACGGGGUAGGUAGCACUUUCUCUCUGUCCAUUUACACGGUCCCAUUUUAUACUGGAAUUAGCUGGGAAACAUGGGAUUAAAACUGUUUACGACCCUCAUAAGUAUUGGAUGUAAAUUUUCUCCAUCUUGGCAUCACUUUUCUAGUUUUCUCAUAGCCUGCAUAUAGGCUGAAUGACUGAAGUUCUUGCUCCAGAUACAUAUAUAGACCUCAUUGUCUCUACCCUAUCAAUACUUUUUCGAUCAAUUUAAGAGGCAAUUUUUUUUCAAUGUCACGUAUUUGCAAUGAAAAGUGUUCAAAACCUAAAAUCUUUUUGGCGUUCCUCUCAAAAUUACUUUGUUUUAGCUUUAUUCUCUAGUUUAUAGAGUUAGCAACCUUUUUUAAAUGCGUCUGCCGGUUGAGAAACAUAAACUAAUAGUUAAAAAUUUUCAAUUAAAAAACAAUUAUCAAUGAUGCUUUAAAAUUGACGCCAUAUUUAUAGCCAUAUAAGCAAAACUUACUGAACUUCAGACAUCAUUUUCUCUUUGGCGUAUCAUUUAAAAUUUCUUCAUUUUAGCAUUAUUUUACAGAUAAAGCACUAAACAUACCUUUUAACUUUGUUUGCCGAUUGAGAAACGUAUCGAAAAAUAAAAAUUUUGAAUUUAGUCAUAACCUCAAGUGAUAUAUUAUACGCAUUAGUUUUGAGCGCGUGUUACGUAACAUACAAAAAAAUCUCAUCUUAAUACUCUUCAUUCUUUUUUUAUUCUCUUAUCAUUCCCACCGAUUCUUAUUGUUCAUGACCCAUCUUCUCUUAUCUACCAGCCUGUACAAUGGAUGUUCUUCUUCCUGUCCAUUAUCCUGGAAACAAACUUCCAUCGCCAUUGAGUUGUCUUUCCAAUCUAGCUGUCUGUUCAUUUAUUCUCAAUUUAUUCUGUAUUCAUCUUUGUUUUAUCUCCUUAUUGACAACCUAGCUAAAGGCAUUCAACAGUAUUCCAAUACUCCACACAUGUUUUCUUAAACAUUCAUCUACCUUCAUCAUGAAUACUUUUCCAACUGCUACUAUAAAUCAAAUUUUCUUGCACAUUUUCAGGAUGAUAUCCGACAUCAGUGGGCCAUUGUAUUUUAUAUAACUGCUGGUGUAAACGUACUUGGUAUGAUCUUUUAUCUUUGCUUUGCAUCUUCAGAAAAACAAGCCUGGGCUGACCAUUGAUAUAUUACAGAAGAAGCUACAUUUCCAACUAAAUCUACUGGCCGGAACUUGCAUGCUGAUGAUAGAUAUACAUGUAAUGUAACGCAAUUUGUAUAGGUAAUUCCGGUGCAAGUGCAAAAAAUGAAAAACAGCAUGGCAAGCAUGCAUCAUUGGAAAACAGCAUGCACUUUCUAAAAAGACGUCUAUGAACACGUCCAAAAAAAGAGUAUUGAUUUUCUUUUCAAACUGCAAGAUAUUUGGGUAUUAUAUCUAUAUGCCAUGCUUAUAUUGAUUAUACAUGUUGGUAGCUUUUUCCUACAUUAGCUAAUACGUUUUUCCUAUGCAUUGGUAGACAGAUGAACACAGAAGGCCAUUUAAGUAGAACUUUAUACAAAAUAAACACAGAGAUUUGGACAGAGAAGUGUAAUAGAGUAGAGUUUGUGAGGCAGAAAUGCCAGAAAGGCAGAAAAAGAAAAACAUUUAAUAUUUCAGGAAUGGCAUGCAAACCUACAUAAUGGCAAACAUUGCUGAGAUCUGACAGCAAGCUGUACCCAAUAAAACACAAUUAAUACAAAGGAUAUUAAAUAAUAAUAAUAAUAUUUUUUUCUAAAUUUUAAGGGGGGAUAUAUAUUAAUAUAUAUUCAUUGUAUUGAAUUUAAAUAUUUGUGCUGUAUAUCAGAAGAAUAGUUUAUUCAUUUGUAUGGAUGGAUGGCUUACAAAUAUAUGCAUGCAUGCAUGCAAUAUUGUACAUUAUAAACUUGAUUUGGUACAAUUAAAGCUCAUUUAAAUUAUCCCUAUACAUUGGAGCCUAAUCCAGCUUGUAUCAAUACAAUAUAUUUCUAUACUAUGGCAAAUAUUUAAUACUUACUGACUGCAACUGAGGAAAAUAAACAGUAUAUUUCGUCAACCUAUGACUUUCCUAAAAGUACCACUCAAUAAGUAUUCUAUAUAUAUGGUGGUGAUAGUGUAAAAAAAUUUAAAAAUAAACAAGGAAACUCCAUAAAUUUUGUUCCAUAACUGAAUGCAUGAUUUUAUUCACUGGUGAAUAAAUCCAUUGUUCAGCUAUGUUGCCAACUUGGACUGUCUCCUCCCAGAGGUUAUUAAUUGUUCUUCAGACAUCUUUGGACAGCUCUUGUUUUCCCUUCACCUGUGGCCACAUUAUUUUAUCCAACACCAUAGAUCCCAACUAACUGUGAGAGCUGUCCAAAGAACAAUUAAUAACCCCUGCAGAAAAGAGAGGAGUAAGGCCAUAUGUAGGAUUUUUCCAUCUACCUGUACAUCCAAACAAAUGCAUUCAACGCCACAUAUUAUCAGUUAGCUGCAUGUAUAUAUGGUAGCCCCAUGCACCGCUGAGCCUGUUUUCAAAAGUGGGGCUGGGGCCAGCUAGAUAGCACGUGAGCUAUGCCACACAGGCAGGCUAUUUUAUCCGGGAAGUCUUUAUCCACCGAAAAAGUGGGGGCCAUGCCCCCCUGUUCCACGGUCCCCGUACAUUCAGAUUCAGAAGAUUAUAAUUGCCAUUAAUGGCUUAAUAAUUAAUAAUAAAUUUACAAAUAUCACCAGUUGCCUCUGCUGUCACAUCCUCCCCACCACUACCUCCACGUAUGGCCUGGCCAGGAGAAAGUCAAUCAUGCAAGAAUACAUGAAUAUAAUAAAUAUAGUUGUUACCAUUUUGUUUAAAAUUCAUAUUUGCUGGA
Messenger RNA from Paramuricea clavata, 8157 nucleotides. NCBI's taxonomy places the organism in Eukaryota, Metazoa, Cnidaria, Anthozoa, Malacalcyonacea, Plexauridae. The record is from the annotation of a GenBank genome assembly.